Molecule: messenger RNA, 4224 nt
Organism: Phyllopteryx taeniolatus (common seadragon)
Lineage: Eukaryota; Metazoa; Chordata; Actinopteri; Syngnathiformes; Syngnathidae
Product: hsp90 co-chaperone Cdc37-like
Exons: 9
Coding region: 273-1403 (376 amino acids)
Biological process (GO): protein stabilization; protein folding
Cellular component (GO): cytoplasm
Molecular function (GO): protein kinase binding; heat shock protein binding; protein-folding chaperone binding
Source: RefSeq, a predicted model, not a curated record
GAGGAGCUAAACACGCAGGGCGACAAGUGACACAAGACGCACACCGGAAAUGUACAGCAGUACUUUCUAGAAUCUAUCGGCAGGCUAUAGCUAGCUUCUACCAAGUCUUUAUUGUCUUAUUACUGUAAGGCAAAAACAAAAACUUUCCAGCUUUAAAAAUAAACUUAAGAGUUUAGCAUCUAUUUCCCCGAUUUAUAAUUACCUGCCUUCGCUGUUUUAGCGUAUCCCGCUAGCCUCCAAGCUAACGCUACCUGCCUGGAGAUUGUUCAGUCAUGUCCGGAAUAGACUACAGCGUGUGGGACCACAUUGAGGUGUCGGACGAUGAAGAUGACAUCCACCCAAACAUCGACACACCGAGCCUCUUCAGGUGGAGACACCAGGCCCGUGUGGAGCGAAUGGAAGAAUUCCAGCAGAAAACGCAAGACCUAAACAAGGGACUCUCGGAGUGCCGUCGCAAAGUGUCUGAAGUGCAAAAGAAAAUCCAGGAGCUGAGCCUGUCGGCGGCGGACGACAACAAGGCCGACCUGAGCAAAGUGCAGGCGGAGGAGAAGAAAUUGAAGAAGGAGCAGCGAGACUGGGAGCGGAAACUUGAAGAUCACUGCCGGGAAGAGAAGAAGAUGCCGUGGAACGUGGACACACUCAGCGAACCAGGCUUCAGCAAGAGCGUCAUCAACGUUAAACCCGAAGUGGAGGAGGAGUCCGAAGAGGACAAGGAGAAGAAGCACAAAACCUUUGUGGAAAAAUACGAGAAGCAGAUCAAACACUUUGGCAUGCUGGGGCGCUGGGGUGACAGCCAGAAAUUCUUGUCUGACAACCCUCAUCUGGUGUGCGAGGAGACCGCCAACUACCUGGUCAUUAUGUGCAUCGACCUUGAAGUGGACGAGAAACAUGCAUUGAUGGAGCAAGUGGCUCAUCAAACCAUCAUCAUGCAGUUCAUUCUGGAGUUGGCAAAAAGCCUCAAGGUGGACCCCCGAGGUUGCUUUCGUCAGUUUUUCACCAAGAUCAAGACAUCGGAUCAGCAGUAUCAGGACGCGUUCAACGACGAGCUGGAGUCUUUCAAAGAGCGCGUACGCGGCAGGGCCAAGAUCCGCAUCGAGAAGGCCAUGAAGGAGUACGAGGAGGAGGAACGACAGAAGCGCUCGGGACCAGGAGGUCUCGAUCCUGUUGACGUGUACGAGACUUUACCAGAGGAGAUGCAGAAAUGCUUUGAUGACAAGGACAUCCAAAUGUUGCAAGAUGUUAUUAGCAAGAUGGAUCCGACGGAUGCCAAACUGCACAUGAAGCGUUGCAUCGACGCCGGUCUUUGGUUGCCCAACUCCAAGCCAGACGACGGGGACGACAAGGAGGAAGACGCCACAUACGAGGACGCACAAGAGGAGCCGGAAGAAGCCAAGAAGGACUGACCAACAGGGAGAUCGUUUGUGUGCGCGAAUGUACUUAACCCGCUGCGAACCCACGGCAACCCCAUUAGGUGUGCGACUAGUUUGCCAUGUGAGAAAAACAAUGAGCAAGACACGCAUAUCGAGCUUACCAGAAAAGGAUUGGCUGUCACGUAACUCCUCCAUUAUUGUUAAAUCCUGCUUGGGGAAAUAACUACAGCUUGUCUAUUGAGGUCUUUUUCUUUGACAUAACUAUGUGGACACAAAUUAUUCUGUACGUUUGAGUAUUAUUAUUGUUUACUUUAUUUUGCCCGCAAUCACAUUAGGUUUUUAAAAAAUUUUUUUUUUUUUUUUUUUUUUUAAAUGUAGGCUUUCAUCAAUCACUGUAAUCUGGUUGUAAUUUCCCACAGAUUAUCUAUAAACUUUUAAAAGUUUACCCAAAUUCUUGAGCCCCUGUUUUCUUUUUUUCUUUUUUGCAUGUAGCAAAUAGGUUUGUAUAUUCCAUGUCACAAACAAUGUUUCCCAUAGGAAAUAAUUGAAAGUGAAUGAAUGUGUUUCUCUUUAUUAACAAUACAGGCACUUUUAAGUGACAUUUUAUAAUCUUUUACGCUAUUUUGUCUCUCGCCGAAAUUAGCCCGUUUCAAGGGGAUAGCCCUGUCUAAUUCAAGAGCGGCCCAUAUACUGCUGGGCCAAUGGCAAGCCUGGCUUUUGUUGGCAUGAUGACCAGGGGCGUAGCCUUGACAACUUGACUUGGGGAAGCAGAGCCCAUAGUGGGGGGGAAAAAGCGAGCAUACAGACAGUAAAAGGAUUUUCACUGGUGGAGGCAGUACUUCGCUGUGUGUUUGUGACGCAUGGAAGGGCGGAUCACCAAACGCAAAUCCCCCAUCGCCAAGUAAUCAAGAAUAUGCCUCGUUUAUUGUACUGAGCGGCCUUUGCCUUCAUUCUGUUUCACUCUACCAGUUCUGUUUAUCACUUUUGCACUUUGCCAUCCAAGCCAAAAACACACAAAGAACAUAAAAACAAAAAAUAAUUCAUAAUCCUGUAACUGGUCAUUGAAGUAUUGUCAAAGUACAAAGGUUUUUGUUUACUUGCAUUGAUCCAUACGGCCUUGCAUCAAUCAUUCUGUAAGGGAUGGCACAGGGCCAGAGAUGACAGGUGUGGCUGGUUCCCCUUUUGAUUCAAGUGAGCCUUCAUCGUGUAGGUUACUGUAGUUACCACCAUUUAGCAAAUCAACACAUUCUAAAUACAAACACCUUUUGUUGAAAUAAUUUUGAAACCCUCUGGUAAACAUAAGUCAAACAAAUCCACUAUAGGAUAACCGAUAAAGGAUAAUUCCAGGAUAUUUUCAGUUUUGUGUUAUCACAGACAUUUUAAGUAGUUGUAAUUAUGCACUAAGGUUGUCUCUCAACAUAACACAAACCUGUUACGAAAAUCCUUUUAGUCAUCAAGAGGAAGAGAAAUAAAAAAGUGAGUCACAUGACUCCGUGGCCAUUACGUAAAGGUAAUGAAUUGCUUUGCCCAGGGGUGUACCAAAGGUAAGUCGUCUCCUAUUUUUAUGGUGUUCAACUGUAUUGGAGUGUCACUCAAACUAAAAUCAACCUGUUACUAAUAUACAUUCAUUCAUUCAUCUUCCAUUCCGCUUAUCCUCACUAGGGUAGCGGGCCUGCUGGAGCCUAUCCCAGCAUUCUUCGGGCGAGAGGCGGGGUACACCCUCAACUGGUUGCCAGCCAAUCGCAGGGCACAUAGAAACAAACAACCAUUUACGCACACAGUCACACCUAACGGGCAAUUUAGAUUCGUUAAUCAACCUACCAUGCAUGUUUUUAGGAUGUGGGAGGAAACCGGAGUAUCCAGAGAAAACCCACGCAGGCACGGGAGAACAUGCAAACUCCACACAGGCGGGGGCAGGAUUUGAACCCCGGUCUUCAGAACUGUGAGGCCUACUCAGUGAUUGGGAAAAUAAGUAUUAAAGUUUUUUUUUUUAAAUUAUUAUUAUGCUGUUUGUUCUUCACCAAUUUGCAUAGCAGCUAACUGUUUACAUGUACUACUGUAAAAAAAAUAAUAAAAUCUACAGCAUGGCUCUUCAACUCCUGUUAUUGUAAUUACAGUAUAAUUAGUAUUCACUUAAAAUGUAAAUAUUUAAUUGUAAAGGACAUUUUUAAAUCUUUUUCGAUUACUUAAGAGUUUUGGUAAACAGCAAAAUAUGACCAAAAAAAAUUCAUAAAAAGUGCACUAUUGAAGGUUGACCUGGAUGAAUUGUACUAUGAUUAUUUUUUUUUGGGCCAGGUUUUCUUGAAAAGAUGAAUUAUAAAGGGUCCGUUUUUUCAAAAAUUGCUGGUGCCUCAAUUGCCUGACAAUUUUGCAUCCACCGCACAGUACCAUCUCCAGGCAUCUCCAUUGAUAAACUAAGGAAAUCCUCCCUCCCUUGUGCUAUGCAGAUUUUUAAUUCCACUCCGGGAGAAAAACACUAAUGUUAUACCCUCUGUGCUGUCAACAUUUAGUACAUUGUUCACAUCUGACCUUUCAGACUGCACUGGAAAUGUAACUGUUGUUAUUAUUAUUUUUAAAAAGACUACAGAUUGCUGUUCUUUCUUGUUUUAAUAUUAGUAAUAUGCCAUGCCUGCCUUGUUUUGUUUUCAUUGUGAAGACUACAGGAACAGUGUUUUUUUCCCUUCAAAGUAUAUCUUGUAAUACUUUGUGUAUUUUUUUUAACAUGGUGUACUUUUUUCCCCCACAUUAAUAAUUAAUGAAAAACAAAAAUUAUCUGCAAACAAUCAACCAUUCCAGUUCAGUUACAUCAUUGUAAACAAAAACAUCAAAAUUCAAAUAAACUAAUACACAAUGA